This is a messenger RNA of Opisthorchis viverrini, 2266 nucleotides long. RefSeq lists its product as hypothetical. Gene Ontology annotation, molecular function: oligopeptidase activity; serine-type endopeptidase activity. Gene Ontology annotation, biological process: proteolysis. Gene Ontology annotation, cellular component: cytosol. The coding region runs from base 48 to 2165 and encodes 705 amino acids. The transcript has 15 exons. Lineage: Eukaryota; Metazoa; Platyhelminthes; Trematoda; Opisthorchiida; Opisthorchiidae. The record is from RefSeq and is a predicted model, not a curated record.
GUUUUCAGUGGAUUGCUUUCCAUUAGCACGUUCUUACAUUCUGAAGAAUGGCUAUAUCGUACCCAAUAGUCAGAAGAGAUGAGCUAGUUGUCGAAGAUCACUUUGGAAAGAAGAUUUCAGACCCUUACAGAUGGUUAGAAGAUCCUGAUUCAGCAGAGACGGUUGCUUUUGUAAAAAGUCAGAACGAGAUUACUCAGAAGUACUUCGACAGAUGUCCAUACACGGAUAAGCUCAAACAUAGUGUUUUGUUCCAGUUGGAAUCCUUAGAUGGGACCGCUUCCGUAUUUCUCGAUCCCAAUGAAAUUGAUGUCGAUGGGUUGGCCGCCAUAAGGGGUUACAGCUUCUCAGAGGAAGGAAGUUAUUUGUGCUACGGUCUUAGUCAUGGUGGCUCCGACUGGGCCGAACUGAAGUUCAAGAGAACCGAUUCAGGCGAAGAACUACCAGACGUACUAAAACACGUCAAAUUUAGUGGUAUUGAAUGGACGCAUGAUGAAAAAGGUGUAUUUUAUUGCAUGUACCGUGAACACUUGGGCAAAGCGGACGGGACUGAGACAACUUCCAACCAAGACCAAAAGUUGAUGUACCAUUUACUCGGGACAGAUCAGUCUGAAGACGUACUGUGUGUCGAACGACCGGACCAUCCCAAGUGGCUAAUAGGAGCCGAGGUUUCGGUCUGUGGACGCUAUUUACUGGUCAGUUAUCGUGAUGGCUGUGAACCGAACAAUUUACUAUACUACUGUGAUCUGGCGUCCAUAAACUAUUCUAUAACAGGCAAACUGAACCUCAUUCCAAUCGUUAAUGAAUUCGAAGCUGUCUACGAAUACGUGACGAACGAAGGGCCGCUACUGGUUCUGAGAACCAACUUGAAUGCGCCAAUGUACAAAUUAAUCACGGUUGACCUAACCAAUCCGGAUCAGACCAACUGGAAAGACCUCAUCGCUCACAAUGAGACAGUUCUAUUGGAAUGUGCAACCUGUGUUCAUCAGGACAAACUUAUUGUGAGCAGGUUGCAGGAUGUCAAGAGCCGUUUGUCUGUGCAUCAAUUGAAAACAGGCGAAAAAAUACAAGAUCUCGAGUUGCCUUUGGGUAGCGUUUGUGGGAUUACUGGUCGCAAGCGCGAUACAAUCGCGUUCAUCCGAUUCACUUCUUUUCUAACUCCUGGGCAAGUAUUCUCGUGUGACCUAACGAAGGAGCCUCUCAGUCUAAAGAUCUUUCGCGAGUCCCGCCUGAGUUCUGUCGACUUGUCUGCUUUCACGGCCAAACAAGUGUUCUACGAAAGCAAGGAUAAAACUCGAAUCCCGAUGUUUAUCGUUCAUCCAAACGACUUGGUUUUGGACGGAUCGCGCCCGUGUCAACUUUACGGUUACGGGGGUUUUGAUAUAGCUAUCACUCCGGCAUUCAGUAUCAGUCAGCUCAUGCUCCUCCUACAUUUUGGUGGCAUUGUGGCCAUUGCAAACAUUCGCGGUGGCGGUGAAUAUGGCAAACCUUGGCACGAUGCUGGCAGGCGGAAGCAUAAGCAAAAUUGCUUCGAUGAUUUUCAAGCAGCCGCUGAGUAUCUGAUUGCUGAACGCUACACUAGUCGUAACAAUCCCUACUCUGUUAGCUGUUAUCCCAUUCCGCAAAGCUCAUGUUCUCCUACUCUGCCACUGUUCUUUAACUUAUCCUCGAGGUUGUACAUUUCCGGUGGAAGCAAUGGAGGACUACUCGUCUGUGCUUGUGCAAACCAGCGUCCAGAUUUGUUUGCUGCGGCUGUGUCCCAUGUGCCGGUUUGUGAUUUGCUACGGUUCCACAAGUUCACCAUCGGUCAUGCUUGGGUCAGUGAUUAUGGAGAUCCAGAAAAAGAGGAGGACUUUAAUGUACUACUACGGUAUUCACCCCUUCAUAAUGUCAAAGUUCCCGACGAUCCCAAUGUGCAAUACCCUGCGAUCCUGAUUUUAACAGCUGACCACGAUGAUCGUGUUGUCCCUCUACAUGCUUUCAAACUCCUUUCAACCCUUCAGUCCACAUUUUGUCACAAUGGUUCAAACCAAACCAAGCCCAUUCUAGCCCGAAUCGAUACAAAGGCUGGUCACGGAGCUGGGAAACCAACGUCGAAAAUGAUUGAAGAGAUUGCCGACAUAUAUGCAUUUCUCCAAGUAGCACUUGAUCUCACUUGGUGUGAUUAGUUAAAAUGCUCUCUUGGAUAAAAAAAACGUUCUUCUUGCAUCAUUUGAUCGCUUUCUGGUUUCGAGUCCUUGGUGUUUUUUUAAAUGAACGUCGUUGCUUG